Colossoma macropomum (tambaqui) is the source of this 1314-nucleotide messenger RNA. It is a transcript of the gene cenpn, whose product is annotated as centromere protein N. Gene Ontology annotation, biological process: chromosome segregation; CENP-A containing chromatin assembly. The record is from RefSeq and is a predicted model, not a curated record. Lineage: Eukaryota; Metazoa; Chordata; Actinopteri; Characiformes; Serrasalmidae.
UUGAUUCCGCUUUCGUCCCUGCGAUGUAGUUGUUGUUUUAACCGAUGCGAUGUACAUUUUUAUGCGGUAUCCUUUAUCAUUUUAGUUCUUUGUAAGAAGAACAUCUAAUUUAUUCCUAAAAUGGAUGAACAACCGAGGGCCAUUUUACAACGGAUCAUACGAAAAAUACCCAACAAAAAGUUACAGACUACUCUGAGAGCUUGGGAUCGUCUGUCGAGCGAGCAGCUGGAGUCUCUGGAUUAUGCCCAGCCCAAAUGGCUGUUUCUGGAAAACUUAAUAUCCAGUUGCGAGGACAACAGACUGAGUUUAAAAGAUGUAACAAAACUGGAGAUGGUCUAUUACAUAGACAACCCUAAUCAAGGAACCUGGCAUGCCUACCAGCUCUUUCAAGCAGAAGAUGAUGCAGUUUCUGUGAAUUUCACACAGUUUAGGGAGCAGUUCAAGGCCCACUUGGAGGAAGUUGUCCGACAUGUAUCUGUUAGGACAAAGAAGCUUGAGGAUGGUGCAGUUUGGAUUCGUAUUGCGUGGGGAGACAACUUUAGUAAACCCAACCACCUCAAACCAACUUACGUUGUGCAUUACCUACAGACUCCUUAUGUGUUUGUCCUUAAUCUCAUGUCCAAGCACAAGCCUUUCCUGUAUCAGGCUCUACUUCUGUCCACCAGACACGUGUCCAUAAAGGAAGCCCAGCUGAGUUCUCGAAACCUCACUGCAAUGAGGGAUCUUGUCAUGAGACAAUAUCAACAGGUGUUCCCGACAAAUCAGGAAAGGACUUUAAAAGAAAGAAAUGCACCUCCUUCACAUCCCAAUAUAGAAAAAGAGCAUGCUGAGUAUGCUGAAAGAAGACAUCAGAUGGCAUGUGAGGCAUUUGGUGACGGGAUCCUGCCAAAGCUGGAAACUGCUGUUUACAAGCUUGAAACAAGAUACAGAGGCAACAGCAAUAACACUCUUAAUGAUAAAGAUGAACUCUUUAGAGGAGUGGUUAUGUUCUCCAGCAGCAACCUCCUGGAGUCCUUCCGUUACUGUGUGUCUGCAGGCAUGGCUGAAGGUCCUGUUACUCCCUUGCUGUCCUCCAUCACACAGAAAGGGAGGAACAGCUUUGUGAUCACUGACAAAGUCCCAGGAGCUGCCAGUCAGACUCCUGCUCACUAGGCUUGAUGCAGCAGAUAAUGAGGACUCUUGCUUGCUUGAGCGGUUCAAGUCUGCUUGGGUGUAUGUGUAUAUAUGUGUCCUUGUGUGUUUUCUACAGUUUAACCCCUGUUCAGCCAUGUUUAUCAUUUUUACAAAGUUUUUAAUAAAGAUUUUAAUUAAAAA